Molecule: messenger RNA, 5277 nt
Organism: Poeciliopsis prolifica (blackstripe livebearer)
Lineage: Eukaryota; Metazoa; Chordata; Actinopteri; Cyprinodontiformes; Poeciliidae
Gene: bhlha15
Product: basic helix-loop-helix family, member a15
Exons: 7
Coding region: 2947-3522 (191 amino acids)
Molecular function (GO): protein dimerization activity
Source: RefSeq, a predicted model, not a curated record
UCUUUUGGAGAUUGACAUCAAAUCUUUACUGCGUUUCUAGAGAAGUGAUUUAUCGUAGAACCUGAAACAAGCAAAGGUUACAAUGGAGUCCAACCAGCCGAGAGUCGAAGAGGUUGAAUUCGACAACAUUGUCAAAAGGGAAUUACAGCCACCCAAGCCACCCAAGCGCAAGAAGAAGAAGGUGUCAUUUGCAGUGUGGUGGGAGCUGUACGCGCCUGAGGAGCUAAAGAUUUCUGCUGAAAAUAUCAAACAGCAGGACGCUUCACUGGUGGUUGAAAAAGGAUCGAUUGCCAAAGCACAGGAGACAGUGGAUCAACAAGGAGACAGACCGACACCUGAGAGUGAGUCCAAUGAGAAGAAGCAGGUACCAUUUAAAACCUGCUUGGAGGAACACGUCCCUGUUGACCAAGAGAUUUCUGCAGGAAAUAUUGAAAAGCAGAACGAGUCACUGGUGAGUGAAGAAGAGUCCAUCGCUAGAGUGCAGGAGACGAUCGAUAUGGCAGAGAAGGAACAGCCCUCUAAGCCUAAGGAACAGCCACCAACGACCAGGCGCCACAAGAAGAAAAAGAUUCCAUUUCAUAUCUGGUUGGAGAAACAUGGACCUGCUGAUCUAAGGACUGCAGCUGAAAGUACUGGAUCGGAAGACGCUUCAAUUGUUACCAAACAGGAAUCGAUCUCCGUACUGCAGGAGACACCAGAGAAGGAACAGUCCUUUAAGUCUUGUGCUGAAAGUGUUAAUAAGCAGGACACUUCUCUACCUGAAGAAGGUGAUCAGAAAGAUUCCUUGAAAAAGGAGUCUUUUAAAGAAGAACCUGUGAUUUCUACACAGCUGGUCACCAAACAGAAAUCCAUUUCCAAAUCCCAGAAGAAAGUGGAUCAAAAAAGGGAGAAACAGAGAACAAAGACGAAGCGCAUCAAGAAGACGCCACUAUUGUGGAAAUCUUUCCCCGAGUCAGAUGCUUGUGUGGAUCUAACGGUUUUGACACAAAAUGGUGACGUCAAUAACAGUCCUCUGCCAGAAAAACCAAGUAAUGAGGCAGCUUUACCCAGCAGAGGAAAGAAGACAAUUUGGAAAGUCUUCCCUGAACCAGAACCUCACAUCGACCUGAAUUUCUUUGCUGAUUUUAUUGAAGGUCAAGAUGUUUCAGUUCCAGCAAAAGACGGUGAACAGAAAAUAAGACUACCACAUUUUCUGGGGUUAUAACUGGACUCUGUUACAUUAGCGCUGAGGUUAUUGAUUGCAUCCGGUGCUCUGCUACAGAAAGGCCAGGAACCUGCUGGCGGAGAGACGGAUAUGUAAGCUCUUUGUCCUUUCUUUGUCCUCACACCGUUUUCAUCUCAUCUUUACAUUCGCUGUUCUUUGCCCUCCUCCCUUUCAUUUUCAGAGUAUCUCCUCUGUCUCCUCUGUCUGCUCUGCCUCGUCUUUUGCAGGAAACUAGACGGGAUGUGCCACGGCAUGGUAAAAGCUGGACGAAGACUGAGCUUUGAAGGAUGCAAGAGCUGAACUACAGCAGGGGUGGAGCUGCCCUGGUGAUUUCAGUGGACAAGUUGUUUUCAAAGAGGAAAUGCAGCCUGGACAAAAUUAAAAGAAGAUGGAAGACUGCCGAUAUUUAUUCAGGCCUGGGACUGAAAGACCCAAUAAUGGACCCAUAAGUGUGCAUGAGUGCGUUUGUGUGCAGAAUGUGCAACAACUGGCAAAUCUCUGUCGUUCAGACAUUUAGUAGAAAGUCUCCUCAGAUGUCUCCUGUGUGUGAUUCUGAGAUUAUCUCUCCUCCAGUCAGUGAGCACCUGCACAAAGCAUGCCCUCUUUAUCCUAUAAAGUAACAGUUCUCUCCUUUCUACCUGUAAUAUCACUAAUGUAUCAUUGUGAAUCAGUAUAUCUUCAGGUGUACUGAAACUGCCCUGUGGAUGCCCUGAAUCAUUGAUGCAGGAAUGAAGAGGAGUGUGAGGACCAUGAAGUGGGUUCCUGCAUCUGUGUUCUUGAUUGGACGGAGUGGUCAGCCCCUAACUCACAGAGAAACACUACGCACACAUCAGAUUGGCUUGCUUCAUCACAAUUUUAUUUCCCCCAAUACAUCUGUCCCCCAUCGGAGCUCAGUGGACAGCUGAGGUCAAUAGAUCCCAUCAUCAAAGGUUUACCAAGCCAGGCCAACCAGGAAGGAACCACUUUCCAUAUGGCGGACAUUUUUUAUUGGAUUAAGAACUUUUUGAAUGAAGCAACCCAGCAGCAUGCCAUCGUCAUGGAUUCCUUCAACAGACUCGUCAUUUUUUCUGAUAAUUGUAUGACAACAAGUAAAUUAUACCACAUUUACUCCUCUCAGAAUCUGAGGACAUUUAUUAGACAUAGAGGAAGUUCUGGAAGAAAUAGCAAGAUGUCUGCUGUAAAACAUGACAACGCACAAAGAUCUUUUUGUCUCAAGAUGAGCGGCGAGGACAGAGACAUGGACAGCUUUAGGACGUGGAACCCUGAGAUCCGUCAGAAAACCCGUCAAAGUGAUGAUCAUUCACAAAGACCACGGAGGAGGAGUAAAAAUGAGAAAACAAAAAUAAAGAAAAGUGUUUCCUUUGAAGAGGAUGUCAUCGUCUACCUGUUUGAUCAGGAGACACCGACUCUCAAGCUGCCUUCAGAACCCUCCACUUCUCUGCCAUUCCAUUUUCCCAGCAUCCAGUCUGAUGUUAUAUUAGAGGACAAUGGGUUGCAGUGGGAAGAUGACUUCUCAGCUUUGGAGUGUGUUCAACGAUCUGGCACCGUGUCUCUGCCGACUAACAGCUGGACUUCUCAGGCCAGGCCAGAGCGCUGCUCUCUGACCCAAACUUGCCUGUUCCUCACCUAUGUCACCGAGUCAGACCUUGAGCUAUGACACAAAGUGUUCCUGUCUGUGCAGCUAGGACUUUUAUAAGUUGGGAGACUUGAUUGGAGACUGUGAGGUGAGAGGAAGCAGCAGGAUGAAGUCCAAAGGGAAGGCAGUGAGACCCUCCAGAAGGCCCUGGUCCGACCCGGAGCCAGAGAACGAACCGGACACAGAGCCGGGCUCCAGCGAGCAGGAGGGCUCGGAGGCCUCGGUCCGGAUCGGUGGCUCCUGGAGGGGCUCCCUGAGGAGCGAGGAUGGCAGGCGCCGUCAGGGAGGAGGAGCAGGCGGGGGAGGCGGGCGGCGGCGCAGGAUGUACGGGUCCAGCACCAAGGAGCGCAGCAUCCGGAGGCUGGAGAGCAACGAGCGGGAACGCCAGCGCAUGCACAAACUCAACAACGCCUUCCAGGCGCUCCGCGAAGCCAUCCCACACGUGAAGAUGGACAAGAAGCUGUCCAAGAUCGAGACUCUGACUCUGGCCAAGAACUACAUCAAAGCCUUGACCACCAUCAUCCUGGACCUGUCGGGAGCCUGCCUGCCUGCUGAGGCAGGGCCCUCAGGGGCCAGGGCUGCCAGGCUGCUGCAGUGCUACAAGCAGCACCUGGAGGAAGAGGGGGAGGAUGGCCUCACCCAGUACCUCACCCACAUGCAGAGCUUUGGCCAGGAAAGUUAACAGCCUGAGACUGUAAAAGUGUUUGGGACCAAGAGCCCCCUGCUGGAUGCGGCGCUCUACAACAACUGACUGCUGGCCCACAGAGCCUCGCUAAUGUUUUCAUACCUCUUGAACCUUUUCACAUUUUUUCACGUCUAAACUCCAAGCUGUCAGAAAAUAAAUGACAUGUAAAUAUUUAUUCACAUCCCUUUGUUCUGAUUCCCCAAAACAAAUCCCAGUUAUGUUCAGAAAUGACCUGAUUACCAAAGCAAGUCCACCUGAAGUUUGAAGUGAAGUUUGUUAUAAUCCUGUUUCUUUAAUGAGAAAACAGAACCAUGGUGACCUUGAAACACAGGAGGUGUUUUUUGAAAGAAAGUAAACAGAAGUUCUGCUUCCAGUUUGGUACAAGCCAUAAAAGUCUGGCCGGAGCCAGGGGGUGGUGAAAGGUGAAGGGUCACCCCGGCUGUUCCCUUUCAAAACAGUUGGUGGCAGUAGUGAAAUAAGUUCAUACAGCAAAAAUCUAUAAAUAUAAGCGUAUACUUAUUUACUUCUAGAAAAAAUGUUCCUUCUUUGGUAAAUUAGUUGGAAAAUAUAAAUGUUGUCUCUAAAGUGGCUCAGUUGUUGCCCCAUGAGGGGCCGCCCCUACGAAUAUUGUCUGGCUCCACCCCUGCAUAUUGGAGACCUGGAAGAAGUUGCUCUAGUCAGAUAAGAACAAAAUAGAAUGUACUGCUCAUCACCUCUUGUUGCAGCAUGAUGCAGUGGGAAGGUUUUUUUUUCUUAGGAAGGAAUAAGGAAGCUAAACAGAGCUGGUGGGAAGUAAAGGCCUCAAAAAGAGUUUAGCCUGGAGUGAAGGUCACCCUUCUAAAAAUAUAGUGACCCCAAACCUACAGCCAGCGAAACAACAGCAUGGCCUAGACUUAAAAAACAAUUUUCAUAAAUGCUCAAUCUCUCAUUGAGCUCAUUUGCAAAUGAAGGUGAGAAAUAAUUUCAUUAAGUUCAUAUGUAAAAAAAACGCCGGAAAAGACCUGCAGCUAUAAUGGCAACAAAAUUGUAGUUCUACAAACUACUGAUUCAAAUGGGCCUAAUACAAAUGCACACCACACAUUUCAGCUUUUUACUAAAAAAAACUGGUUGAAAAAGCCAUGCAUCAUUUUGACUUUGCAUUGGUCUGUCACAUUUUUUCUCAUAAAACAUUGAAGCUUGUGAUUGGAAGUGAAAAAGUGGAAUUAAUUGUUCAAGAGAUGAGAACAUGUUUGUGAUGCAUUGUAAUCCUGUAAAACAUGCUUGAACACACUGAGGUGGCCAGAGAAAAAGACUGUAGUCACCAGAGCAAAAUGUGAACUACUUGUAAAGAAGGGCUCUCCCUUUUGCUAACAUUUUUUUUUUUUUUUUUUUUUUUUGCUGUUUGAAAUGACUUUGUUCUCUUUUUCUACUAUCUUGUGAUCUCCCUGUGUGUAUGUGUGUGUUUUGUUAGGAAACUUGCUGAGUGUAAGCUUCUGGUCACAACUGUCACAGAAAGGAGAGAGAAAACAAGCAACAGGUUUUUUGUUGCACAAGAUUGUGAGACCCCGAUAAUCAACUAUGAUUAAGCUGAGAAGGCCUUUGCAUUUUCUGCAUCAUAAUCAGAUUGGCUAAGGUCAGCUUUAAAGUGUGUUUUGUUUUUCUUUAUUUUCCUCCUUUGUUUCCAUUUAUGCCAAAGUUUCUGAAAAAAAAUUAGGAAAGAAGAAAAAAGCUAUUUGAGUAGUUGCUAUCAAUAAAACCAUUUAUUUAUUGACA